Messenger RNA from Plasmodium malariae, 870 nucleotides. RefSeq names its product voltage-dependent anion-selective channel protein, putative. Gene Ontology annotation, biological process: monoatomic anion transmembrane transport. Gene Ontology annotation, cellular component: mitochondrial outer membrane. NCBI's taxonomy places the organism in Eukaryota, Apicomplexa, Aconoidasida, Haemosporida, Plasmodiidae. The transcript has 7 exons. Gene Ontology annotation, molecular function: voltage-gated monoatomic anion channel activity. Bases 1 to 870 code for a protein of 289 amino acids. The record is from RefSeq and is a predicted model, not a curated record.
AUGGAUUUUCCCAAGUUACUAAAUAAGCCUUCUCUAGAUUUACUAAAAAACGAUUUUCCGCACGCAAAUAAAUUCGAGUUAGAGCACACCAGCGUUUCGAAGCAACCAUUUCUAAAAAGCGGCUUCACCUUUUCAAAUAACACAUACAGUAUUUACACCAAUUUUAAAAACAAUGUUUAUAACACGAAAAACGAACUCAAAUUUGACAAUACGGGGAUAAGUUUAGUGGAUGUGAAAUAUGAACCGGGUUUUGUAAAAAAUUUAAACAUCUGUGGUAAAUACACGAAAAGCAGUGGAAAAGAAGAUGAUGCUUUUGAAGUAUAUAGUGAGUAUAACGCAGACAGUAUGAACGUAUUUUCGUCCGUUAACGUUCGUAAUUUAUUUUUCAAAUACAUACAUGUAUACGCUCAUCCGAAAUAUCCUAAUCUGAAGUUUGGGGGUCAGCUUCAAGGAAACUUGGACGUAAAGAAUUUGCAAUGCUCGUUGGGUGGAGCUUAUACAAAGCAUUUCUAUGAUACCCAAUACAUAUUUUCCUUCAGAUCAAUACCGAGCAACAAACACUUGUAUGGAUCAUUUGCCUUGAAUUUAUUUUUCCAAAAUAAAAAUAUAAAUGACAAUGCUGUAAGUAUAGAGCUUAUUCAAAAUAUUAUCGAAAGAAAAGCAAAUAUAAAUAUUGCAUCCAUUUGGUAUCUUAGUAAUAAAAACACAGCAAUAAAAACAAAACUAAGUAACGAUAGUAAAAUAGCUUUAUCACUAACACACAAGUACAACGAGUUUGUAACUGUUUCCUUAGGAUCACAGGUGGAUAUAACGAAAAUGUCGCUUCCGGAUAACACCAAAUUUGGUGUAAAGCUAUAUUUGAAGUCUUGA